This is a messenger RNA of Anolis sagrei ordinatus, 1534 nucleotides long. NCBI's taxonomy places the organism in Eukaryota, Metazoa, Chordata, Lepidosauria, Squamata, Anolidae. The record is from RefSeq and is a predicted model, not a curated record.
GAACGGAGACCUGGGAGCCCUUGGAAGGCCGGUGGCUCUCGGCAGGUGCAGUUCAGCCCAGGCCAAGGAGAUGUGGCCGUCCUCAAGCCCAGCAACAAGGUGCUGCAGGUCAGCAUCGGGCCCGGACUCCCCAAGAAUGCCCGUCCCACCCGAAGGAACACCAACCAAAGCCGGGGAUAUCCCAACCGGACGCAGCAAGGCCACAACUAUCCCACCAGGGCAGCGCCACCACCUCCCGGCGUCCACCACCAGAACGGCCUGAUCCAGGUCCCGGCGCCCCAGCGCUCCAGCCAACGCAGCCUCUACACCCCGAUGUCCCGCCCGUCUUUGCCGCAGGUUUCCUCCGUGGGUCCGGGCCAAGCCUCCCAGCCGCCAAAGAGCCUCGACUUCCUCCGGGUGCCGGAGCAGGGUGCCGCAGGGGCACGAAGGCAGACCACCAGCCGCCCCCCUCCGGCGGGAGGCCGUCCCAAGCCCAAGCCCCAGGGCCCACAGUGCCGGGCACUCUACGCCUACGACGCCCAGGACACGGACGAGCUCAGCUUCAAUGCCAACGACGUCAUUGACAUUGUCAAGGAAGAUCCUUCCGGGUGGUGGACCGGGCGGCUGCGAGGGAAGCAGGGCCUCUUCCCCAACAAUUACGUAGCCAAGCUGUGACCAGGUGGAAGAAGGAAGGAGAGGCCUCUGGCGGGCCUUGCGUUGGGACUCCCGAGCGGCAGAGCCUCGUCCCCUUCGGCGCCAGGAGUUGAGCCUGGAGCGCCUCCGCUCCUUCUCCGCGAAGCCAAAGCCCACCGAAUGCCUCGAAAAGCCCAAACCAAGGAAUUGUUAUUUAUUUUAUUUAACACUUAAAAAGAAAUCUUGCAAAGGAAGAGGAGCAUAUUUCCAAUUCCAUUCCAUUUGCCUUGUUUUAAAUUUGGAAAUGGCCAGGUGCUCUCAAGGAGGAUUUUGGAGAGACAGCUUGUGCCUUCUUCCAAGUGCCUUUUGUUGCUCUGGUGACCUUGUCAUGACAGAACGGCAUUCGAUGCACACUGCCGUGCUGGAGCACAUUUUGCUGCUGCUGCUGCCUGCCUUAGAAAUGUAGGCCUUCCUUCCCUUUCUCGAGAAAUCCGGCCCCUUCCCUGUUCCAAAGACUUCACGGGAAUCUCCUUUUGCUUUGCGACAAGGAAAGGCCCUGCAACCAAAGGUGGGAAGGAGGCCGUCUCCUGACGCUGCAAGCUGCCGGGUCAAUGUGGCUGGUCCACGUUUGCUUUAUUAUGGCUGUGCCUGUUGUUGGAGAGCAUUGCCUGCUUCGACCAAGACCCAGGCAAUGCCCGCUUGAAGGUAGGUAUGAAUGUACGCAGCGCCCGCCCGCUGCUCGUAGCCGCAAAGGCCGCCUUUGGUGAGCCAGGUACUUCCACAUCUGCACUAUCCCAAGGGGGGAGCUGGUGCCGCGAGAGCUUCCAGAAGCCUCCAUCGCAAGAGUUCUUGCUCCCCUUCUGCAUGCCACUUUAUCUGUUUCCUUCUCCUCCGCCAUCAAUAAAAAAGUCAUAGGAACUCA